CACGCUUCAAACAGGAACAAUUGUGUUGGUGGGAGGCGCAAAAAACGUAACACCGUAAAAAUCACGGAGCUGUCACUUUUAAAAGUAACAGAAAAAUCCAAACACAUAAUAAGAUGUCUGCAGACGCCGUCACCCUGGAUCUGCUGAAAGAAGCCAGGGAGACUGUCAGAGGCAGCCCCCUGGGUGUCAUCAACACUCCCAUGAUCCCCUGGUGCCAGACAACCCUGCCACUCGACAUCAACUGCAACAUCCACAUAAAACUGGAGAACAUGCAGAGAACUGGCUCGUUCAAGAUCAGAGGAGUGGCCAAUCAGUUUGCCAGGAGACCGAAGGGUGGUCAUUUUGUCACCAUGUCUGCUGGGAACUAUGGGAAGUCUUUUGCGUACGCCUCGAAACACUACGGGUCAAAGGGCAAGGUGGUGAUGCCAGAAACAGCCCCUGUGUCCAGAUCCAUCCUCAUACAGAGUUUCAGGGUGGAGGUGGAGCGAGUUCCCACCUCCUGUCUGAUGAAAGUGGUGAACCGCUGUGUUCAGGAGGACAACAUGACCUUCCUGCACUCCUAUGAUGAUCUGGAUCUAAUAGCGGGUCAUGCCAGUCUCGGUAUGGAGGUGCUGGAGGUGAUGCCCGAGCCUGAUGUGGUGGUGGUGUGCUGUGGUGGAGGGGGGCUGCUGGCCGGUGUAGCCGCUGCAAUCAAACUGUCAGGCUGCGAUAAGACCAGAAUCUACGGUGUGGAACCAGAAGGAGCCUGCACCAUGUACACAAGUUUCAUUGAGAAGAAGCCAGUGGGCAUGGAAACCAAGAGCAUCGCCUCAGGACUUGCACCACCUUCUGCAGGCACACUGCCCUUCGAAUUGUGUCAGCGUUAUGUGGAGGGGAUUGUCCUUAUAAACGAUGAAGAGAUCAAGGCAGCGGUGUCCACCCUCUACAGGUCCGGACUCGUGGUGGAGCCGUCGGGCUCCGCUGCGUUCGCUGCCAUCGUUAACAACAAGAUACCCGAGCUGGAGGGGAAGAACGUGGUGUGCAUCCUCAGUGGAGGGAACAUCGGAAUAGACGAGCUCGCCAACUUCCCCGGCUGACAAAUGUUCACUACCAUGAUGUGACUUUUCUUAGUGGAAAGCUGCUUUCACAUGAUCAGCUGUAAAAAUCGCUCUGCGCUGGCUGUGCCGUUGUUUUCCUGUGGAGAGAGCAGUGCUACCCUUACAGUGAGUUAGGCUUAUCUGGAGAAACAAAAUAAUUGCAGUGCCAGUUUGUGUGUAAAUGUAAAAAUACUAACAAUAUGAGACAGUGAGUUUUUAGUUUAUCUAUUGACCAUAAAUUAACCAAACUCUCCUGAUAAACAUGUCACAUGCCACAAUCUUUAUAGUAGAUCAAAAUUACAUUUAAUUUAAAUGUAAUUUAGUUUAUAUCAAUCUGUUUUAAUAAACACCUCAGUCUCAUUUCAUCGAGCGUUUGCGAAUGUUGUUUUGCGCCCUCAGAAAAUCUAAGAUUGAAAAUGAAUAAAAAGCUCCAUCCAAAUGUUUGAGACAACCAGCACAUUUCAUAUCCGUGUCUUCUCAGGCCGACAGGGUUUCAAUGAAUCUUUCAUGUCAAUGUGGUGGAUGCAAAUGCAUUUCUAAACUAAAAUGAAAGCAGGAGAAAAGUCCAUGAAGAAAUAUGUGAAAAAUAAGAUUUUAUUUUCAACUGGGAAAA
Cottoperca gobio is the source of this 1689-nucleotide messenger RNA. Its product is annotated as L-threonine dehydratase catabolic TdcB-like. The transcript has 7 exons. NCBI's taxonomy places the organism in Eukaryota, Metazoa, Chordata, Actinopteri, Perciformes, Bovichtidae. Gene Ontology annotation, biological process: L-threonine catabolic process; L-serine catabolic process. Gene Ontology annotation, molecular function: L-serine ammonia-lyase activity; threonine deaminase activity. Bases 114 to 1076 code for a protein of 320 amino acids. The record is from RefSeq and is a predicted model, not a curated record.